GGUGGAGACCAGAUCGAUCUCAAAAGGAGAGAAAGAACCUUCCUCGAUCACCGAACUACAAAAUCAAAAUCAAAAUCAAAUUAAUAUUUAUAUCUAAUUGCAAUUGCAAUUUCAAUUUCAAUUCUUCUGAAAACCCUAAUUAUCCUUCUUCAACAUCUGCAAUUAGGGUUUCGUUUUCAGUCUCCCAAAACCCAUCACAGCCAUGGAAGAUAACUGUGCCGUCUGCGCUGACACUCUCGAGUGGGUUGCCUACGGUCCCUGUGGACAUCGGGAGGUUUGCUCCACCUGCGUUACUCGCCUCCGCAUCAUAUGCGAGAAUCGCUUCUGUUGCAUCUGCAAGAACGAGUGUGAUGUCGUUUUCGUUACCAAGGCUCUGGGAGACUAUACUAGGAUGAUUAACGACUUUUCGGUAUUGCCAUCGGAAGUAAAGGAAGGUCGUGUGGGAUCGUACUGGUACCACGAGGACACGCAAGCGUUUUUUGAUGAUGUUGAGCACUACAAGAUGAUUAGAGCAAUGUGCAAGCUUUCAUGCAGCAUAUGUGAUAAGAUGGAGGAACAGUCAAACGAUGGUUCGAAGCGUCGUGCAAGGUUUCGAAGUAUUGAACAGCUGAAGGGUCAUUUAUUCCAUAAGCAUAGGUCGGUUAUGUGCAAUCUGUGCUUGGAAGGAAGGAAGGUGUUUAUUUGCGAACAAAAACUAUAUACCAGGGAACAGCUGAAACAACAUAUAAGCACAGGUGACUCUGAAGUGGAUGGAACUGAGAGUGAAAGAGGUGGGUUUUCAGGGCAUCCUCUGUGUAACUUCUGCAAAACCCCGUUCUAUGGGGACAAUGAGCUUUACUCACAUAUGUCUACUGAGCACUACACUUGCCAUAUAUGCCAAAGACAGCAUCCUGGACAAUAUGAACAUUUUAAGAAUUAUGAUGAUUUGGAGAUGCAUUUCCGUCAUUCCCAUUUUCUAUGUGAAGAUGAAGCUUGCCUUGCAAAAAAAUUUAUUGUCUUUCAGGCUGAAGCUGAAAUGAAGAGACAUAAUACUGUUGAACAUGGAGGGCGUAUGUCUCGUUCUAAGCGUAAUGCUGCUCUACAGCUACCAACGAGUUUUAUAUAUCGACAAAAUAGCGAACAAGAUCAUCGCAGAGGAAGAGGAAGAGGAGGAGGAGGAAGAGGAAGUGGAAUUGGAAGAGGGAGGAUGUUUCGUCGUGAUUUUUCAGAAGAACAGCUUUCUUUGGCCAUUGAGGCAAGUCUGGAGACAUCUAUAACAGAAAGUAGCACUUUCGAUGAUCCAUCUUUGUCAUCCAGUGGGCAAGUUGCUCCUGAUAUUGGAGAUCCAAGUGAUAUAGAAUCAAUCGUUCAGCCAUUCGAAUCAUUAGGCACUGCUGAUUCUGAAAAAUCAUAUAGAUAUCUUCAAGCAUUGGGGCAAAACUCAUUAAUAAAACCAUUGGCAGAAUCUGCAUUUCCCCCUUUGUCAACAGCACCUGGAAGCAGUCAAUCUAAACCCAACUCAGAUGGUUUACCCAAUAAGACUAUGGCAUCUCAUCUAAAGCAAAAAAGUAACCGCAAAGUGACUGUUCUUAAUUCAGGCCAGGCUUGGCCAGCAGCUAAUCGUGGACCUCAAGUGCCGCCUAAUAAUUCAUCUCAAGCCUGGCCUAUAAUGAAUACUACUGGAAACUCGGUAAGUUUUAGCCAGAAUAAGAUGCCCACUGCUAAUGCGCCUGGUCCAUCCACUUAUGCAAGUUCUGCUCAAACUCGAUCCACUGCAGGAAACCUUGGUAGGAUCAGUCACUCCGCAUCUGCCCCUAAUCUGGUUCAGAAUGGAACCACCGAGCCUUCCAGUUCCAUUUCAGAUUUUCCUCCAAUUUCUGCUGCUGCACAGGCGCGUAAAUUGCCUACAAAUACCCCGACGAUACAGAAUUCAGAGAAAGUUAACACUGCAAAUAAGUCUUUAGUGGACAAGAUUCGGGCUGCUCUUGAGUUUGAUGAAGACAAGUAUACUAUGUUUAAGGAAAUAUCAGGACAGUAUCGACAGGGUUUAAUGGACUCAGAAGUAUACAUUAGUUAUGUAGGGCAGUUUGGCCUGUUGCAUCUUGUCCUUGAUUUAGCUAGGUUGUGUCCCGAUACACGUAAACAAAAAGAGCUUAUAGAGGCCUACAAUGCUAGUGUUCGAAGCGAUAUUAAAGGGGGGACUGAUUGGGCUUCUGGUGGAAAAGGGCGCACGAAAGAUAGUAACAGCUCUAAUAAAGGUAAAGGAAAGUCCUCAGACAAUGAAGAUAAUUCAAAAUCUACAAUAGCGGAUGACUUUAUAAACACUGUGAGGAAACUUCAAAUUAACGACAAACCUUCGGAGGAACAUGUGGAGGUGUUGUCAAGGGACGGGUAUCGUGCUGCCAAAGGGAAAUCAAAAUUGACAAACAAUGACCAGCAGGAGGAAUUCUCUAAUAAUCUUAGUAAAAUACCCGAGGGAUUGAAGAAUAUGGUAUCAACUGGUACUGGAAAAUCUGGGGAUGCAGGAAGUGGGAGUAAGCAACGGAAGAAAACCUCGAAAUUCCAUAGAGUUCGGUUAGGUGAUGGUUCGGCCGCCGCAGUUUUGAAUCUUAAUAGUUCUGAUCCAGAGCCAGAAGAAGAGGCAUCGGUUGGGAACGAUGACCCUCCUGGUGGGUUGCCUGUCCGGGGUGUUUGGCGAAAUGGAGGUCAGAGACUCUUUUCUUAGCUUUUUUGAGAUGAAAAAGAGAAAUCUUAGAAAAUAAUGAGUUUAUUUUUGGUGUUGAUCUUUUGAAACUGGCAGAAGAGAAAAUGUUUAAUCUUCACCUGGUGCAUGGGGGGUCAGUUGUAUCUAGGUUGAUUUCAGUGAGUUUGACCGCUUGCAUAUGAUGAUGAUGAUGCCUUGGUGUGGCAUAGUAAAUUUGUUAUUUUGUAGUUGGUUGGGAGAAGGUUUUUGCUUGAAUAUGGGGUCACUGAUGUUUGCUUUGGCAGGCUUUUGGCAUUACAGCUGUUUAUAUGAUACUUUUUAACUGAGAAUACAUUACCGUGAAAAUGUUUUGAUUA
This is a messenger RNA of Humulus lupulus (European hop), 3039 nucleotides long. RefSeq lists its product as uncharacterized. Gene Ontology annotation, molecular function: ribosome binding; ubiquitin protein ligase activity. The transcript is spliced from 7 exons. Gene Ontology annotation, biological process: rescue of stalled cytosolic ribosome; protein ubiquitination. Lineage: Eukaryota; Viridiplantae; Streptophyta; Magnoliopsida; Rosales; Cannabaceae. The record is from RefSeq and is a predicted model, not a curated record. Bases 203 to 2704 code for a protein of 833 amino acids.